Messenger RNA from Mesorhabditis spiculigera, 234 nucleotides. The record is from the annotation of a GenBank genome assembly. Lineage: Eukaryota; Metazoa; Nematoda; Chromadorea; Rhabditida; Rhabditidae.
AUGACGGGUGGCGAGCGAUUUCUCGAGUGCAAAUGUUUCAAUAUCUUCGCCGAGACCGGGCCCGCACUAAAGAAGAACUGCCUGCAAAAGAAAGAGGAGUGCUGCCUGCUCCUCCCGAAGCUCAGAUCUCGGGUUUCGGACCUCGUCCACCCGAUCCGCAGCCCUGGAUUCGUCUCGAUCAGCGCCGUUAUUCCGGUCUUCGACCUCGUUCGACCGGGCUUCACGGAUCAGCGA